Pichia kudriavzevii is the source of this 1365-nucleotide messenger RNA. RefSeq lists its product as uncharacterized. The transcript has a single exon. Gene Ontology annotation, cellular component: eukaryotic translation initiation factor 2B complex; guanyl-nucleotide exchange factor complex. Bases 1 to 1365 code for a protein of 454 amino acids. The record is from RefSeq and is a predicted model, not a curated record. Gene Ontology annotation, biological process: cytoplasmic translational initiation; biosynthetic process. Gene Ontology annotation, molecular function: guanyl-nucleotide exchange factor activity; translation initiation factor activity. Lineage: Eukaryota; Fungi; Ascomycota; Pichiomycetes; Pichiales; Pichiaceae.
AUGGAGUUUAAUGCAGUUAUAUUUUGCGGUGAUGGUCAAAAUUUAGUUCCCUUAACCAGUCCAGGAGAGUCAAGGAUUCCAAAGGCAUUAUUGCCUGUUGCUAAUAAGCCGUUGAUUGAAUAUGUUCUGGAAUGGUGUGAUCAAGCGCCUUUCAAAAGUGUCAAUUUGGUCACAGACAUGAAGAAUGAGAAAAUGAUUGCUGAGGUGAUUACGGCGUACAAUUCAAAGAGAAAUUUGGAACUUCGAAAUUCAAGUCCUGUGAAGUUAUUCACUUCUGAAUUAAAAUCCACAGGUGCUAUUCUGAAUGAUAUUUUCCCAGUUAAAGAGGAAGAUGAAUAUGAGGAAGAGAACUAUAUUAUUCUUCCUUGUGAUUUUAUCACCGAUGUUCCUCCUCAGGUUUUCAUUGAGGUCUAUCGAGGUAACAGCGAUGAAAAUAUGGGAUUGAGUGUUUUCUAUUACAACUGUUUGGAAAAUAUCGAUAAAAAGGUUUUGAAGAGCAACUAUACAGUUUAUUCGAACCAAGAAAAUGGUAAUAGUGUCUUGUUGGACAUGUAUUCCAAAGAUUUCGUCACAAUUGACAAAUUUCUCAAAAUCCGAACACAGUUAUUAUGGAGAUAUCCAACAACAUCGAUUUCAACGAAACUCCUAGAUUCCUUUAUUUUCUUCAUGAAUGGUAAAUGUAGAACGACAAAUAAAAACAACGAGGAUAUAGAAACAAGCAGAAGUAUCAACAAGGUCAAAAGAGACUUAGCAAGAAACAGUUGGAAACACUCUAGUGGAAAAUCAACUAUAGGUAUGUUUGCAUUACCAAGAAACGCCUUUUUUGUACGUGUUAACAAUUUACCAGUCUAUAUGGAAGUCAAUAGACAUUAUUUGAAAGAAUUUGCGAAAUCAGGCAACAGAACCAAUGCUACCAAAGGUAGUGCAAAUAUUGGUGUGGAUUGUUUGGUUGAAGAGGAUGCGGAAAUUGGAGAACGUACAACAGUCAAAAGAAGUGUUAUUGGUAAAGAUGUCAAGAUUGGUAAGAAAUGUCGUAUUAGUGCAAGUGUUAUUCUUGAUGGCGUGACAAUUGAGGAUGAAGUACAGUUGGAGAACUGUAUUAUCGGUAAAAAUGUCAAGAUUGAAUACAGAGGCAAGCUUGUUAAUUGUAAUGUUGAAGGUUCAUAUACUGUUGGUAAAAACGUCAACCUGAAAGGUGAAACUUUGAAGAAUCUGAACCUUGACGAGUUGAGUGAUGGUGGUGUUUUCUAUGAAGGUAGUGAAGAUGAAACCACUGAUGAGUCCGGAAGUGAGGGAGGAGUUAGUGAGUAUGAUGAUGAAGGCUUUGAAGAGGAAGAAUAUGAAGAUGAUAUUUUUGCUCGUUAG